AUGUCUCGUUCGUUUUUAGUAGAUACUCUGAUAAGUGAUACAAAAGACUGCAAGAAAAAUGAAAUAUCAAGUGCGCCCACAAAUCCAUAUUUACCGUUCCUGGGCCUUCAUCUGGAUCCACGAACAAAACUUCUGCCUUACCCGUAUCCUGGAGACUUGAACCGACUUUUCAACAUCAGCCAAUACCAACAACGACCACCUGAUUUAUUUAGACCGUUUUUAGAACAACUUAAUUGCCAAUACCCUUUUGUUCAUCAGUUACCUCGUCAAGAUUUCAAUGAGACUCCACUUGAGACGAAACCAUUCCAAACCUACUCCAAAAUCGAAGAACAAGAACCUAUUGACUUUGUUACCAAGAGAAAGAAAUCUGUGUCUCCGUAUUUGUAUCAUCCUUACAGCAGUACUACUUCUUCACCACCGUCGAAGAGACAAGAACUCAGAUCUCCUUCUUUAUCUAGUGAAAGUAGAAAUGAAACCCCAAGUCCCCCAGCUGGUAACCCAGAAGAAUUCCUACCCGGUUAUACUAAAGAUGUAAAAAGAGAACCUUUAAAAGAAGACUCAAGUAAAAGAAUCAGGACAGCGUUCACUGGCACCCAACUGCUGGAAUUAGAAAGAGAAUUUUGCAUGAACAUGUACCUUUCGAGACUUCGGAGAAUUGAAAUUGCAUCUAGACUGAAAUUAUCUGAGAAACAAGUGAAAAUUUGGUUCCAAAAUCGCCGUGUCAAGCUGAAGAAAGAAGAGCCAUCUAUGUCUUCAACAUCUGGAUCACGAAAGUGUUGUUGUGCUAAGAGUUGUUGUUCGUCUAACAAUCAAGAUUCUUGUGAUCAAGAACAAAUUGAUGUAGGUAGUGAUAAUGACGUGAAUUUUAAAACUCAAAACCUUUCUCAAUAUUCCUGA
Arctia plantaginis is the source of this 897-nucleotide messenger RNA. The record is from the annotation of a GenBank genome assembly. Lineage: Eukaryota; Metazoa; Arthropoda; Insecta; Lepidoptera; Erebidae.